Dinoponera quadriceps is the source of this 1174-nucleotide messenger RNA. RefSeq names its product rhythmically expressed gene 2 protein-like. The transcript has 2 exons. The record is from RefSeq and is a predicted model, not a curated record. Lineage: Eukaryota; Metazoa; Arthropoda; Insecta; Hymenoptera; Formicidae. Bases 126 to 896 code for a protein of 256 amino acids.
UGUCGCCGCAUUCAUAUCUGGUGUGUGUUCGUGAUAUUUUUACGGCGAAUUCGUAGCUCUGAAUUUGCUUUUUCGAACGAUCGUGGAGUUGUUGAGGACUUCCUGUUCAGAGACUGUCAAAGAUCAUGAUUCGACGCGUUCGGCCACGCCUCGUAACUUUCGACGUGACAGGAACGUUGCUGAUGACCAAAUUGGAGGAGCAUUAUGUCGAUAUCGGCCGCCAAUAUGGUCUCCAUAUUGAUUCUCAUCGUUUGGCGCGAAGUUUCAAGAGCAACUUCAUCCAGCUCGCCGCGGAGCAUCCGAUCUACGGCCGACAUACCGGGCUGGGAUGGGAAAAUUGGUGGCGAAUCCUCGUCCACAAGGUUUUCAAGGACCAGCAUCCUUUCGUGUCCCAGGAUGCGCUCAACAAGGUCGCCGACAACCUGAUAAGCUGCUAUGCCACUGCCCGAUGUUGGCACACGUAUCCGGGUGUCGUUGAGCUGCUCGAUUUUCUGCGAAAUAAGGACGUCGUCCUCGGAGUCAUCUCGAAUUUCGACCGGCGUCUCGAGUCCAUCCUCGAGGACACACGGAUUCGCGACUACUUCGCCUUCGUUCUUACCUCUUAUGAUUUCGGCAUGGAGAAGCCAAGUUUGUCCAUCUUUAACGAGGCUCUGAGGCUGACGACGUUGUUUCGAAAGGAGAAGAUUUCGCCCCGAGAAGCAAUGCAUAUCGGCGAUACGGUCGAUAAUGAUUAUCUCGGUGCGAAAAGCGCCAGUUGGAAUGCUUUAUUAAUUAAACAUAGUGAAGAUGACAAAAUCAAUGAGGACAAAGUGCCUAAAGAAGAUGUAUUUAAGAAUUCGAAGGAACUUCGAAGUCACUUUGAAAAGGUUUUCGCGACAAAUAGCGCGACAUCUUGAAACGAUGACAUUUGAUAUGAAUUUAUUUUAAUUUAAUUAAUUCUUUAUUUCUUACUUUAUUUUAUAACGUGAAUAUUAGCGUUUAACGGAUAUCAAUUUAGUUUCCAUUUGUUAUUUAAUGGUUUCUCGACACACACUCGAUAAAUUCAGUUAGAUUUAUUUUAUUUUUAUUGUCAGAGAUUUCCUGUAGUGAUGACAAUAAAAAGUCUGUUCGUUUUCGCCUCACCGCUGAACUAGUGCAAUAAGUUGAAGUCAGAAAACAUAUACUUGUCUCGCAU